AGGGGCCCCCACAGCCCGCUGUUCCUGUCGCUGCCUCUUGCCUCCUCAGUCCUGAUGCUGCUGAUGAGCAGUCUUUGGCUGUUGGGAGCCGGCCCCAGCCUCGUCCUGGCCCCGGAGCUGUUGCUGGACCCCUGGCAGGUUUAUAUUUGAGGACCCUCAUUUGACCAGGCUCACACAGCUUGAGGGAAUGGGGUAGCUCCAGGAUUGAAGCAAGCAGUCUCAUGCUCUCAGCCAGGUAUGAUUCAGUAAAUGUGGAAGCCGAGUACCUUCAUGGUGUCUGGGACAUAGUGAGUGCUCAGUAGCGGGUUGUUAGUGAGAAGACUGAGUGGCAGGUCGGCGUGUUCAGUUUCAUGCCACAGAGGCAUAGCCGCAGUGUUUGGAAGUCCUUGGUCCCCCUCCACCAAUGAUUAAGUGGGUAGACUGGCUCCUGGGGAGGGGAGGUGGGCUCAGCGGGUGGCCCUGGUGUAGGGUAACCUUCAACCUGGCACACCUGGGACAGCCUUGGAUGUUGGAGCCAUUAACCUGGCACAUAAGCCCCUUCUCUCUCCCAGUGCACCGGCUGCUGACCCAUGCCCUGGGCCACACGGCCCUGCCAGGCCUGCUCCUGAGCCUGCUGCUGCUACCCACUCUGGGCUGGCAGCAGGAGUGCCACCUGGGCACGCUGAGGUUCCUGCAUGCCUCGGCCCUGCUCGCCCUGGCUUCCGGGCUGCUAGCAGUGCUGCUGGCAGGCCUGGGGGUGUCUGGUGCAGCCGGCGGCUGUGGAUACAUGCCUGUCCACCUGGGCAUGCUGGCUGGGGAGGGACACCGCCCUAGACGGCCCCGUGGGGCACUGCCACCGUGGCUGCCGCCGUGGCUGCUGCUUGCCCUGACCCCACUGCUCAGCUCUGAGCCACCCUUCCUGCAGCUCCUUUGUGGCCUCCUUGCCGGCCUGGCCUACGCAGCUGGGGCCUUCCGGUGGCUGGAGCCCUCGGAGCGGCAGCUGCAGUCACUGCAAGAGGGCAUCUUGUGCAGGACCCUGGCAGGGUGCUGGCCCCUGAGGCUCCUUCCCAUCCCGAGCAGCCUGGCUGAGCUGCCUGUCACCCAUCCUGCCGGAGUGAGGCCUCCCAUUCCUGGACCACUUUAUGUGGCCUCCUCUGACCUCUGGUCCCACUGUGAAGGCUCGGCCCUGCCCCCACCAGGUCUGAGGCCUGUGCAACCCACCUGGGAGGGCUCCUCAGAGGUGGGCCUGGACUGGGCCGGGGCCAGCUUCUCCCCAGGGACUCCGAUGUGGGAGGUCUUGGAUGAGCAGAUGCUGCAGGAGGGGAUCCAGGCCUCACUUCUUGACAGGCCAUCCCAGGGGCCCCAGAGCCCACCAUGGCUAUCCAAGUCCUCUGUCUCCUCUCUGCGGCUGCAGCAGCUGGAGCACAUGGGCUUCCCCACGGAGCAGGCGGUGGUGGCGCUGGCAGCCACAGGCCGAGUGGAGGGUGCUGUGUCACUGCUGGUCGGAGGACAAGUGGGCACUGAGGCCCUGGUGACCCAGGGGAAGGGUGGGCCUGCCUACUCUGAGGGUCCUGGGCCUCCCUAGCUCAGGCAGAGAGUGGGGGUACAGGCAGGCCCUUGGAUGCCAAGGGGCUGGGCUGCAUGUGGGUAGCCUGAGCCCCUGCUCUGUCUGCUGAGGGCCACAGUGGGGUACAGAGGCACCUCUGGAGGCAGGAGAGGCCCCCAGCAUGCUGCCCUAGUACACAUUGAGAAUAAAAACCAGUUUGCUUUUCAA
This is a messenger RNA of Callithrix jacchus (white-tufted-ear marmoset), 1753 nucleotides long. RefSeq names its product rhomboid domain containing 3 (gene RHBDD3). Lineage: Eukaryota; Metazoa; Chordata; Mammalia; Primates; Cebidae. Gene Ontology annotation, cellular component: membrane. The record is from RefSeq and is a predicted model, not a curated record. Gene Ontology annotation, molecular function: protein binding; serine-type endopeptidase activity.